UUCAUGUUAUUAAUUAUUUUAAUAACAGUAGAUUAGAGUUUUAAACACAAAUUGGUUAGAUACUGCUUAUGGGGUUAAGCAGCAUUCUGUAAUUGUUUUGGUCAGUCAUUAAUAAACAGAAGUGUUUAUGAAUCCUGGAAUGGGAAUCAUGAAAUGACUAGUUUAAAUUAAUCCAUCAACACAAAUUGAAUAAGUGGACCGAAUAAUAAUUCUAGUGACGAAAUAAAUUAUUUAAUUUAACACAGUACAAUUUAAAAGUGUGGUGUGUAGUAAAAACCCAGAACCCUGUUUGUUAUUUAUAAAACAUUCAAUUUUUAUCAUUGAUACAAUAGAGAUAUUAUUAUUUUCAUGCUGAUAGCUUAUCAAUCACAAUGAAAUACUUGUAUAUCUUGACCAUUUAACCACAAUCAUAAUUCAGUGUUCUGUAAUUUAACAUCUAAAGAAAUGUAAUGCCAUAAUGUUAAGGUUAAAAAUAUAUACAGGAAUUCUUUUCAUUCUAUCAGCUUUUGUGGUAGAAGACAAUGCCAGAACACAAUGCGAUCCCUCUGAUCUGAGUAAUUUCCAAUGUUCAGAGUCGGAACUCUGUGAUAAAUCCACAAGAUCUUGCCAAUGCCCCUCUGGAUUUGAGAGAAAAAACAGCACGUACUGUGUGGAAAAAGUAAUCUCUUCACAAUCCACACCUAAUUAUUCAAGUCUGGUUGAUAAUCAAGGAAGUGGUUCCCUUGUUGCUGGUAUUUUAAUACCUUUAUCUUUAAUAAUAUUUGUGAUAUGUGGAAUAUACGUAAAUAGGAAGUACCAGCUUUUAACAUGGGUUAGGAAUAAGUUUAAUCGAAGGAGUGAAAAUUAUGACGAAUUUAUGAUAGGUCAAGAUUUAGACGAUGACGACCCACCUUUACGAUGUUAAAAUGUGAAAUUAUAGAAAUAUUCAUUAGUGCCAGUAUUUUUUUCAUAAACUUUAUUUUACUAUUUUAUAUUCAUUCCAUGAGAAGACUUGUACCAAGGUUGAUGAUAUUUUUAGGUUUUAAGCUCGGUUUUAAGUAUACAGCAAUUUAUGAGUAGGUUUUUAAACAUUUGAUUUGUUAUUGAUACUAAGUACCUAUGCAUAAAUGUCUUAUUGCUAUGUAUGCCAUAUGUGUGUACAAAUAUACCAAAGGUAAAUUUAUAAUGCAUAAAAAAUAAAAAUCUAAUUUAUUACUUGCA
Anoplophora glabripennis (Asian longhorned beetle) is the source of this 1200-nucleotide messenger RNA. RefSeq lists its product as uncharacterized. The coding region runs from base 458 to 904 and encodes 148 amino acids. The transcript has 2 exons. The record is from RefSeq and is a predicted model, not a curated record. Lineage: Eukaryota; Metazoa; Arthropoda; Insecta; Coleoptera; Cerambycidae.